AUGUUGAGGACUUAUGGAAUAAAGUUGAACCUGAGCAAGUGUCUAUUCGGCACGAAGAGUGGUCGCUUCCUGGGCUACAUCAUCACCAAGUGCAGCAUUGAAGCCAAUCCGAGCAAGGUCAAAGCUUUGCAAGACAUGCUGCCGCCUUGGAAUUUGAAGGAAGCUCAACGACUGACCGGUCAGAUCAUGGAGUUAUCCAGAUUCAUAUCCAAGUCAUUCAAUUGGAGACUGUCAUUCUUUAAGGCUCAGGCCUUGGUGGACUUCGUCAUAGAGGUCCAGAAUGUAAAGCCGGAGACAACAUGGAAGAUAUAUGUUGACGGCUCGUCCACUCGACAAGGUAGCAGAAUCGGCAUACUACUUAUAUCACCGCAGGAAGACCGGAUGCAGCUCUCUGUUCGGCUGGACUACAGAGCCACUAAUAAAGAAGCAAAGUAUGAGGCACUGAUAGUCGGCCUACAAGAAGCUCGGCAUGUGGGAGUCGUUAAAGUCCUCAUCCACUCGGACUCCUGGCUUGCCACUCAGCAAUUAUCCGGAAUGUUCGAAAUAAGCAAUGCUCGACUCAAGCUCUAUGCGGAGGCUUUCGAGAGGCUGAAGACCAACUUUCAAGAGGUCAUCAUACAAAAAAUCCCUUGA
Molecule: messenger RNA, 633 nt
Organism: Zingiber officinale
Lineage: Eukaryota; Viridiplantae; Streptophyta; Magnoliopsida; Zingiberales; Zingiberaceae
Exons: 2
Coding region: 1-633 (210 amino acids)
Molecular function (GO): nucleic acid binding; RNA-DNA hybrid ribonuclease activity
Source: RefSeq, a predicted model, not a curated record